Asterias rubens (European starfish) is the source of this 2038-nucleotide messenger RNA. RefSeq lists its product as uncharacterized. The transcript is spliced from 6 exons. NCBI's taxonomy places the organism in Eukaryota, Metazoa, Echinodermata, Asteroidea, Forcipulatida, Asteriidae. The record is from RefSeq and is a predicted model, not a curated record. Gene Ontology annotation, molecular function: DNA binding. Bases 822 to 1538 code for a protein of 238 amino acids.
AGUGUCCACUGCCUUGUACAUGUUUACUCACUACCUUCUUGAUAUCUAUGAGACAAAAAUUACAAGCACACGGGUGGAAUUCGAACCCACGAAAUUUGGCAAUUCUAGAGCAGACGCCGAGAUCCCCCAAAACGCGUGAAAGAAGCUCUUGGGGGCGCCCUUCGUGUUUAGCGGUGAUUAUUUAUUUUACCCAGAAAUUAUGUCAAAGUCUGUUUACAUACUCUGCCGCACAAAAUUCACUGAUGAUUUGAUCACAAUCGAGUGCCAUUAAAACAAGUUCUGAAUUAAUCAAGUCAGCUUUUGGAGACGUUCAUCGGAAGACUGUUCGCUUCAUUUGUUCGAUCCGUAGCGGCUGCCGAAAAAGCAACGGAACUAAGCCAAAUUUUUGUGUGACUGUUGCACUUGCACUUGCAUUGCAGUGUUGGUCUGCCACUCAAAACUGCACGGAUUGAGACGCCGGAUUGAAUGUACUGAUUGUGUUUAUCCAUGGAGAUGGUUUAUCUAUCUCCCCGCAGUUAUUGAAGAAGGUGACGUCUUGUGUAUUGUAUGCAACAGUCCUAAUAUGCUGAGCUAAAGUAACAGUUCGUGGAGGUUCUACUAGUACAUACAUACAACGUACCAACAACUAACUACACUCUCCUGUUUGUUUACAAUUCAGGAUUUGGAAACGAAUUACAGCAAGAAUCAAGAAUUUACAGUUACAUUGUGUAAGAUUCAACCCCUGACAUUUAUUUGGAGUAGAAGUCGGGAGGCAAGUUGAGGCUCAACCAUCCGUAGACGGACAAUUUCUAGUACCUCGGGUUAACCUUGUGAGGCUCAACAUGCCUCAAGUUGAGGUCAAUAACCAAACGGCGGAAGAUGCGGCUAGUUCUGAUUUAAAAUACUACGGGGUUCCGCCACGUAAGCGUCAAACAUUGACGGUAUCCAACACACCAUCCAGCAGCUCAGAAGGUGAUGCUUCACUGGUUACCGCAGAAAGUCAGGUCCAGCUACUGGAGAGGAUAGCCAGUCUGGAGGAGGAGCUAACUCGGACAAAGUGGGAAGUUACACAACUCCGCGAGCUGAACUCACAUCUCCAGCAAGGUAUCCCUCAUGUCAUUCGUAGGACGUUCCGUGAAGAGCUCAACACAUGUACAUGUAAAACACAUUCAGGUGGCUUAAAUACGCCAUCCAAACAAGGUUCAUCACACAAACAACGUGGGGGACAUCGCGAAGGCAAACAAAAGCGACACAAGAACCACAGCUCAAAAGCUACGCCCGGUACAGUCACAAAGAAAAUGCUAAUGAAAUGGUUUGGUCGGGACACCUUGGCGAGGAGUACAUUGACAGGUAAAGGAGGGAAGUCCAAGACGCUGACCAAGGCCCAGCUAGAUCCCUCAAUUGUCAAGACCAUCGUCGCUAAAGUGACAGAGCGAUUUGGAGUCAGCGAAUGUGUCGUCAGAAGUGUUAUCUCACAAAAAUGUAAAGAAGAGAUGGUGAUUCGAAGAAGACGUUUGACUUUAGAAAUGCAAAUAUCUGGUGCGGACAAAGUAGCGUAAGAAAACAACAACCAGAACAACAGUGCCAGAUUUUAAUCUUCUGAGCUUACAGAUCCUAAACACUUUACCAAAACCAAAACUUUACAAUUUUAUAAGUGGAAGCCAGUAAAAAAAGGGUAGAAAUAUUGAUUAAUGGUAAAGAUUUUUGCUCAAGGACUCAAUAAUUUGGCACUUGUGUCCUUGGGCAAAUACCAUAAUUGUUUCGUCAUUCAGGGGCCAAUUUCAUAAAGCUGUUAAGCAGAAAAUGCUGCUUGACAAAUUGCUUUGCUAAGCAAAAACUGAGCAGGCACCAGACGACAAUGUGAACUUAAUGUAAUUUUGGCUGAUAACCUAAUUCUGCAAUACUUUUCUCUGCUUAGCAAGUCUUUGUGCUUACAGGCUUUAUGAAAGUGGGCCCAGAUGGGGCAUUAAGUGUUCUAGUAGAAUUGGCAGUUUACUUAUAGACACUGGACACUAUUUGUAAUUGUCAAAGAGUAGUCUUCCUAGUUGGUGUAUCUCAA